Laccaria bicolor S238N-H82 is the source of this 1317-nucleotide messenger RNA. RefSeq lists its product as uncharacterized. Gene Ontology annotation, biological process: endosomal transport; vacuole organization. Gene Ontology annotation, molecular function: ATP hydrolysis activity; ATP binding. The transcript is spliced from 7 exons. NCBI's taxonomy places the organism in Eukaryota, Fungi, Basidiomycota, Agaricomycetes, Agaricales, Hydnangiaceae. The record is from RefSeq and is a predicted model, not a curated record. Bases 1 to 1317 code for a protein of 438 amino acids.
AUGGCGAACUCGCAGAGUUUAGACCGCGCUAUAGAGAUUGUGCAACGAGCCAUUGACGAAGAUGUUAAGCAGAACUACCCUGAGGCGUACAAGCUCUACCAGAACUCGCUGGACUACUUCAUGCUCGCGCUAAAGUAUGAGAAGAACGAGAAAUCAAAGCAACUCAUCAAGACAAAGAUACACGAGUACCUUGGCCGCGCAGAGACUUUGAAGACGCAUCUCAUGUCCUCAGAGGAGAAACGCGGGAAGAGUGCAAUUGGAUUAAAUGGUUCUGGAGGGUCAACUGGACCUGGGGGGAAGAAGAAGGAUGGGGAGGACGACGAUCAAGAUCCUGAAACGAAGAAACUGCGAGCAGGGCUGACCAGCUCCAUUUUAUCCGAGAAACCAAACAUAAAGUGGGACGAUGUCGCAGGCCUUGAAGGCGCAAAAGCCUCUCUCAAAGAAGCUGUCAUUCUGCCGAUCAAAUUUCCUCAUCUCUUUACCGGCAAGCGUACGCCAUGGAAGGGUAUCCUCCUCUACGGGCCCCCGGGGACGGGAAAAUCGUAUUUGGCAAAAGCCGUUGCCACUGAAGCCAAGAGCACGUUCUUCAGCGUUAGUUCCUCUGACUUGGUCAGCAAGUGGCAAGGAGAUUCAGAAAGAUUGGUGAAGCAACUGUUCGAGUUGGCGCGGGAAUCUAAACCAGCUAUCAUAUUCAUCGACGAAAUUGAUUCACUGGCUGGAACCCGUAAUGAGUCGGAAUCAGAAGGUUCACGGAGGAUAAAGACUGAAUUCCUGGUGCAGAUGAACGGAGUGGGCCAUGACGAUACCGGCGUGCUCGUACUUGGCGCGACAAACAUUCCAUGGCAGCUAGACAAUGCCAUCAAGCGUCGUUUUGAGAAGCGCAUAUAUAUACCACUGCCUGGCCCCGAAGCGCGACGACGCAUGUUUGAGAUCCACAUCGGAGACACCCCUUGCCAGCUCAGUCCAAAGGACUAUCGUCAGCUAGCAGAUUUCACGGAGGGCUACUCUGGAUCCGAUAUAUCCAUUGUCGUGCGCGACGCCCUGAUGCAACCCGUUCGCAAAGUCAUCUCCGCAACUCAUUUUAGACGAGUGACUGACCCUGAAAGCAAAGUCACCAAGUGGACGCCAUGCUCACCUGGACACGCAGAUGCUGUGGAGAAGACUUGGUCGGAUAUUGAAUCAAACGAAUUGUUGGAGCCUGUUCUUACGGUAGCAGAUUUCAUGAAGUCGUUAGAAAGCACAAGACCGACUGUGACGGAGGCAGAUAUCAAGAAGCACGACGAAUGGACUAAGGAAUCUGGAAACGAUGGAGCAUAG